Molecule: messenger RNA, 1711 nt
Organism: Durusdinium trenchii
Lineage: Eukaryota; Dinophyceae; Suessiales; Symbiodiniaceae
Source: the annotation of a GenBank genome assembly
CCAUCCAUCAUCGGUAAUGUGAUAAACCGACAUAUCCACUCAAUCCGCGCCCACCUUCGAUUUUCCGUGCCCGACUCAUGGACUGGGACUCCUUCCUCCAUUCCUUGGCGGGCAAGCGGGUGGUCUUGUCGGGCUGUGGCGGCGGGAGCGAUGUCCUGGGCACUAGCGUGAUCUACGCGCGGAUCAAGGACACAGCCAAAGAGGUGAUUUUCUUCAGCCUCAGCUUCACCAGGGACGAGCUGCUGCAGCAGAGCUGCCGGCGGAUCAGUCGGAAGUGUUGGCUCGUGGAGCCCCACAAUGUGGCUCUCAGAGAUGAUCCGGAGGAGAAGGUCUACUUUCCCGAGGCGCGCAUGGCCAACGUCACCGGGCAGCCCAUUUACACGCUCUCGCAUUUUGCAUCCAUCCAGGAAUACACCGCAGCCUAUGAGGCGGCUCUCGGUUACUUUGGACGGCGUUUCUUUGGUGGGCACCUCGCUGAUGUGCUGAUCUUGUGUGAUGGUGGCUGCGACGUGCUGCUCACUGGGCGGGAGACAGGCUUGGCGACCCCUGUGGAGGACAUGGCUCACCUGAGAGCUGUUCAGCCGCUGGACAUCCCGAAGAAGUUCAUAUCGGCCCUGGGUGCCAACGUGGACUGUGCCCAUGGCGUGGUUCAGGAGGAAUUGGAUUCCCGCUUGGAACAGAUGCAGCGCUCGGGCACCAUGCUCUUGAGCCAGCCGAUUGACCUCGAUGAUCCGGCGGGCCAAUAUUUUGCCGAGCUAGUCUCGCGGUGCGUGCCCUCUUGCUCCAUUGUCCAAUCGCUGGUCUUGGCGGCGAUGGAAGGCCAUGUGGGGUGUUUCUUGCCGCCGCAGUUGGCGAAGCGGAUCAGCAAGAACAAGGUGCCAUUGACGGAGCAAACAAGGACCUUGUACCUUUUCCAUCUGGAACAUGUGGCCAGGGAGGUCUUGUACUUGGUUGCAAAGUCCGGUCAUUCCUGCUCUCGCCACGUGCGCACCGGGUCUUCGUGGGUCUUCCAGUCUUCCGUGAGCCACGCGGCCACAGUUGAUAGACAGCACACCUGUGCCCAGCACCUGUGUCCAUAUCCAGUGGAAUUUGAGUCAUCAGAUCGUUUGAAAAGCGCCAGUACCCAUCUCCUCUAAAAACUUCCAACAUCCUCCAAUGGCUUCAGGAUCGGCUGGAACCUCAUUUCGACUACCUACGCGUUGCCGAGACCAUUGGUGACUUCCAAGCUGAAGUGAACAAGACGACCUGAGCCGAGAUGUAUCGUGUUGAUACAGGCCAACUGCCGUAUCGUGCCGUCUCUUCUCCCGUACAGUUGCCUGGCAGCUGUCUUGGGGGUGACUCUCCAGAUCGUCAGGCGAGGUUGGAUGAAGGGAUCUGGAGCAACCGACGCAACUUGGGUCACCGACGCAAGGGUUGUGGCUUUUCCCGGAAAAGACAUAUUCGCAGCUCCACUAUAUGUGCAUCAGACCUUUCAUCGGAUGGGUCGAGUACAUUCCAUCAGUUGUUUGGCCAUCCCGGUUUAACAUGAGGCUCUCCCUGGGGGAGACUCACCACUGUCAUCACCGCAUUCGGAUCGAACAGGAGCACAUGCGGGUUUGACAUGCACAAAGUAUGUAGCCUGCAAGCAGAUGGGAAGAAGAAUGGUUUCUUGGGGGGUCCGGGCAAAAAACACGGCCACAAUGAACAUCGAACCCAGACUCUCCAAGUAUGG